AUGAACAUAUCAAACAGCACCACAGAAGACGAACAGGUUUACGCUGGGGUCUUUGGCUGCGUGAUGGUGAUAGGUCUACCUCUCAAUGCAGUCGCACUGUGGAUUCUUCUUCGCCGCCACAGCCUCAAAUCACCCCACGCUGUCUUCAUGGUCAAUCUGGCAUUCUCAGACCUGCUACUCAUCAUCUCUUUGCCCAUGAGGAUCUACUUUCAUGCCACAGGCACCUGGCCUCUGAGCAAUAUGGCGUGCCUCAUCAUUACAAUGCUCUUUCGUGACAACAUCCGUUCCAGCGCUAUGUUUAUCACCUUCAUCAGUGUGGACAGAUUGCUGGCUGUGGUUUAUCCUCUGAGGUCACGCCAUUUAAGAACCUCGUCCAAUGCCUGGAAAGGAGCUGCAUUCGUCUGGAGUUUUAUGCUGGUGGUGAAUAUCCCAGAGAGUUUGGACUUUCUAGAACAUUUGCAGGACCACUCUCAACUUAUUUACCUUCAGAUUGUGUUACUGGUCACAAUGCUAGCAGUCAACAUUGUUUGCACCAUUAUGGUGUCUUGGACUCUGCACAGACAUCUCAGUGACUCUGCAAAGGUCAACAACAAGAUGAAAGUUAUGCUGGUCUUUGUCAUGAACUUGGUUUUGUUUGCCAUGUUCUUACCUGUGCCUAUAGGAAUGGCUGCACAAUACAAAAAAAUCAAGCCGCUGGUAUGUCUUACUGUUUCUAACUGCUGUCUGGAUCCUCUGUUGUAUUACUUUUCUUUUGACUCCUUCUGGAGGAAAAACGAGAACUGUAGAUAA
Molecule: messenger RNA, 789 nt
Organism: Pelmatolapia mariae (spotted tilapia)
Lineage: Eukaryota; Metazoa; Chordata; Actinopteri; Cichliformes; Cichlidae
Product: lysophosphatidic acid receptor 6-like
Exons: 2
Coding region: 1-789 (262 amino acids)
Biological process (GO): phospholipase C-activating G protein-coupled receptor signaling pathway; positive regulation of Rho protein signal transduction
Cellular component (GO): plasma membrane
Molecular function (GO): lysophosphatidic acid receptor activity
Source: RefSeq, a predicted model, not a curated record